AUGACAAGUACCAACAAGAGUCAGUAUUCAGAUAUACAUUUAGCCUCUACUGAAAUUAAUGAUAAAGGUUUAGAGACCCUGGGAAACUGUUGCCCAUCCAUAAAGAGGGUUAACCUCUCACGUUGUCACUCAAUUACUGAUUCAGGAAUAACUUUUCUCUGUCGAGAACUAGAUUCACUUUGGAUUGGUUCCUGCAGCAAAAUAACUGGUAUCGGAUUUCUUGAGUGUCCAAACACCUUAACCCGUCUUGGAGCUGGUGGGUGCGAACUUACACCAGAGGGGGUUAAAGCAAUAGUUAGCGAUGGUGGGCUUACUAUUCUACAUCUCUCGCCUGACGAUUUUGGGAAAGGAUGGGUUAAUACUGAAUCAGUUAUGACGAUUUCAAAAGGUUGCUCUUCAUUAGAGUGUUUCAACCUAUCGAAUUGUAAGAAGGUAGGGCGUGGGGGAUGGGAAGCUAUCGGUCAGCACUGCAAAAAUUUGAAAAUCCUUCACGUGUCUGGAUGCAGAAAGCUAUGUGAUCUAGGGUUGCAGGCUUUGCGUAAUGGGUGUAACAAGCUUGACAAGUUAAUUGUAGACGAUGACAAUAGUUGUAGCAGCUUUGCUCUUAAGCUUUUCAAGCGCGAAAAACCUGGUGUGAUGUGUAGUUCUGAUGAAUAUUUGUUGGAAACUUGGAGAAUGAUAAUAAAAUAA
Messenger RNA from Papaver somniferum (opium poppy), 690 nucleotides. RefSeq names its product F-box/LRR-repeat protein 12-like. The transcript is spliced from 2 exons. Lineage: Eukaryota; Viridiplantae; Streptophyta; Magnoliopsida; Ranunculales; Papaveraceae. Gene Ontology annotation, biological process: SCF-dependent proteasomal ubiquitin-dependent protein catabolic process. Gene Ontology annotation, molecular function: protein binding. Gene Ontology annotation, cellular component: SCF ubiquitin ligase complex. The coding region runs from base 1 to 690 and encodes 229 amino acids. The record is from RefSeq and is a predicted model, not a curated record.